This is a messenger RNA of Aspergillus terreus NIH2624, 537 nucleotides long. RefSeq lists its product as uncharacterized. The transcript has 2 exons. Bases 1 to 537 code for a protein of 178 amino acids. The record is from RefSeq and is a predicted model, not a curated record. Lineage: Eukaryota; Fungi; Ascomycota; Eurotiomycetes; Eurotiales; Aspergillaceae.
AUGUUCCUGAGCAUGUUGCGUCUCACGACGGUCUUCUUGUUCGGAGUAAGCUGCGUAGUCGUUGCGCCAGGGUUUGACGGACCAGAGUUUCCGUGGUAUCUUCCGGCAGCGAUUAUUGUCGGUGGCUCCCUACCCAUGCUGUUCGUCGCCUAUACAGCUGCUCCCUAUGUCAAUUUUGUACAUCUUGCGCUUCCAGUCUUUGCUCGACGAUCCCGCGAGCAGGCCAUUCAAUAUGCGAAAAAUCUUCCUCCGACGGCGACCCUCUACAUCAACACCAUGCGAUUUACAACCAUUCCGCGACAGACCGAAGUGCAGCUGGGAGAUCUGGUCCGCGACAGGAAACUGUUUCGCCCCAUUACGUUCCGCAACACGAACCCCAAACCUGUCCCCUGGUGGCAGGGGCGUCCGCUACGAGAAUUCUACGCGGAUGAGAAGAGUAAGCCCGGGAGGCAAACUUCGGCAUUCUAUCCUGAGUUGUGGGAGCAUGUAUAUCGACGGAUCCAGUCUAACCAGCCAAAGACAAAACACGGGAAAUGA